AUGGAAAAUGUCGUCGGGCGAAUCUUGACACCGACUAUCGAAUCGCCACCUGAAGUGUCUGUUCACAUUGCACAGUUUCAACCUACGGAGCGUCCCAUAGAGGACAGAUUCUCUGUUCACCACAGCUCUGAUCAGUCUCGUCUGAUUGUUGGAGUAUACGACGGACACGGCGGUCCUGAGACAGCGGUCCAUGUCAGCCAGAACCUUCCACCCCGUCUGCUCCUGCGUACUGCGGACUGUCAUGGCCAACAAUUCCAGGACCUGGAUGAUGAAAUGCUCUCGGAAUUUAGACGCGAUCACUCUCUGUUCCGUCGUCGGUCUCCGGAAUGGGCGUACCAUGCUCUGUUAAUGAAAUCGGGGAGCACCGCCUUGGUCCUUGAUAUCAAUUUGAGGUCUUUAUUGGCUACCUAUUCGAACGCAGGCGAUUGUCGACUGAUCAUCUUCAACGGGAGAAGUACAGCACUGCUCCAGACGCAAGAUUUCAACGUGAAAACCUCUUCCGAGCGGGAGAGAUUAGCUCGAGAGCAUCCUGAUGAGGAUGACCUCGUCGUCGGCGAUCGUCUCUUCGGGAGACUCAUGUGCAAGAUAUCUAUGAUUGACCAAUAUGCUUCUAUCUUCUACGGAUACAAGACACCGCCGUACAUCACUGCUGCUCCGGAAAGCGCCACAUACCAGCUUGAGAAAGGGGAUGUCGCUAUUCUCGCUACGGAUGGCCUCUGGGAUUUGAUUUCCAGUGAAGAAGCCGCCGCCAUCGUUCUUCAGGGAAUUGCCAGUAAUGAAGGUCACUGCGCCAAGUACUUACUCGCACGAGUCAGGGAAGCCACACCGCCUGGAGAUGAUAUUACCGUUAUCAUUGUGCAGGUCUGA
Molecule: messenger RNA, 867 nt
Organism: Cyclocybe aegerita
Lineage: Eukaryota; Fungi; Basidiomycota; Agaricomycetes; Agaricales; Hemipholiotaceae
Source: the annotation of a GenBank genome assembly